GUUGCUGAUUUAUUUGUCAGUGUUGAGAAGUUGGUUUUGCACCUAACUUCACUCUAUAUACAACAGUUCUUUUUCUUAACGCUGAACCAUAGAUAACUACAAUAUCAGUCAGUGGAAAACAUGGCUUGUUAAUACUACUACUACUUACUGGUUCAUGGAGGGGGAUUUCUACUACUGACUAGGACUACUUCCUGCUUUAUGGAGGAUGAUUUUUAGCACUGGCUAGGACUACUUCCUGGUUCGUGGAGGAUGUUGUUUUGUACUGGCUAGGACUACUUCCUUUUUCAUGGAGGAUGAUUUUUAGUACUGGUGACUACUUCCUGGUUUGUGGAGGAUGAUUUUUAGUACUGGGGAGGACUACUUCCUGGUUUGUGGAGGAUGAUUUUAGUACUGGCUAGGAUUACUUCUUUGUUUAUGGAGGAUGAUUUUAGUACUGGGGAGGACUACUUCCUGGUUUGUGGAGGAUGGUUUUAGUACUGGCUAGGACUAUUUCCUGGUUCAUGGAGGAGGAUUUUUAGUGUUGGGUGAUCGUGUGGACUGUGUGAGGACCAACAUGGCUGUCUUGAUGAUGCUCCUCCUGCUGGGAGCCGCCGUGUGGGGACAGGACCUCCCAUCGGGGCCUCAUGGCUGCACUGAUGGCAGUUGCUACCCCGCCACGGGAAACCUCUUGAUUGGACGGGCCAUGAACCUGAGCGCCACCUCCACCUGCGGCCUGGACGGUCCUGAGCACUACUGCAUCGUCAGCCAUCUUCAGGAGUCGGACAAAUGUUUUGAGUGUAACUCCCAGCAUCCGUAUGACUCGUACCGCCACAGAAACAGCCAUCGCAUCGACAAUGUCAUCUACCUCAUGGAACGCAACGGAGACAACACUUGGUGGCAGUCUGCUAACGGGGAGGAGACUGUCAGCAUUCGACUGAACCUGGAAGCUGAAUUCCACUUCACACAUCUCAUCAUGAAGUUUAAGACUUUCCGGCCGGCAGCCAUGAUCAUCGAGCGUUCGGCUGAUUUUGGACGCUCGUGGCGACCCUACCGCUACUUUGCCGCCAACUGCACCAAGACUUUCCCGGGCAUCACCGCCAACGGCUUGCGCCACAUCAAUGACGUCAUCUGUGAGGAGCGCUACUCUGACAUUGAGCCUUCCACCAACGGGGAGGUGAUUUAUAAAGUGCUGGAUCCUGCCAUUCACGUGAAAGACCCUUACAGUUUGGACAUCCAAGAACUCCUGCGAAUCACCAACCUGCGCAUCAACUUCACCAAGCUGAACACUCUGGGAGACGACCUGCUGGACAGACGCUCUGACGUGCUGCAAAAGUAUUACUACGCCAUCUAUGAGCUGGUGGUCCGAGGCAGCUGCUUCUGCUAUGGACACGCGUCUGAGUGCGCCCCCGUGCCUGGGGUAUACUCGCGGGAAAACGGCAUGAUCCAUGGCCGUUGCGUCUGCAAACACAACACAGAGGGUCUGAACUGCGAGCGUUGCCAUGAUUUCCACCACGACCUUCCAUGGAGGCCGGCUGAGGUGGAAAACCCGCACGCCUGUCGAGAGUGUAAUUGCAACGGCCACUCCAGCCAGUGUCACUUUGACAUGGCGGUGUAUUUGGCCACGGGCAACGUGAGCGGGGGUGUGUGUGACGACUGCCAGCACAACACCAUGGGACGCAAGUGCGAGACCUGCAAGCCUUUCUACUACCAAGACCCCAACAGGGAUGUCAGAGACCCGCAGGUUUGUCUCGCCUGCGACUGCGACCCGGUGGGUUCCUUGGAGGGAGGGAUGUGUGAUGGCCACACGGAUCCAGACAUGGGAAUGAUCUCUGGACAGUGUCGCUGCAAAGCCAACGUCAAAGGCUUGCGCUGUGACGUCUGCAAGGAGGGUUUCUACGGCCUCAGCCACAACGACCCGCUGGGUUGUCAGCCAUGCAACUGUGACCCUCGAGGUAUCAUCAUGAUGGGAUCCCCAUGCGAUCAGAUCAGCGGUGACUGCUCGUGUAAAAGAUACGUCACUGGCCGCUACUGCAACGAGUGUCUGCCAGAAUUCUGGGGUCUCAGCAAUGACCUGGGUGGCUGUAGAACAUGUGACUGUGAUGUGGGUGGAGCCGUCAACAACAGAUGCAUGAUGGAGAACGGACAGUGUGACUGCAGGAGGCAUCUGAUUGGUCGACAGUGUUCAGAGGUGCAGCCCGGCUACUUUUGCGCCCCGCUCGACUACUACAAGUACGAGGCCGAGGGGGCCGCUGGACACUCGCCCAUUGACUCCUCUCUCCCGGGUAAAGUUCGUCCUCAGGCUGAGACGGACUGCGUGCAACACCUCAGCAACCAGCUGAGACGACACAGGCGUCACCGCCGCAUCACCAACCCACAACAGCACCGAGCAGCACUGAGGCGAAUACGCCAGCUUCAGCAGACGCCGGACGUUAGGAGCGUUUAUAGAGAGAUCAGUCUGGGUCACACAGUGACCUGGACCGGUCCUGGUUUUGCUCGAGUGAAGGACGGUGCUGGUCUGGUGUUCACCAUUGACAACAUCCCGUACGGCAUGGACUACGACAUCAUGAUCCGCUACGAACCUGAGUCGACAGAGGACUGGGAGGCCAUCGUUAGCAUAACGUCUGUCAACCUUCCUUCCAGUCUGCGCUGUGGAAACCUUCUUCCAACUGAGCAGCUUUACACCGUCACCUUGCCGCACAGCAACAGGUACAUCCAGAUGCCUAGGCCCUUCUGUUUUGAGCCAAGUAAUCGCUAUGUGGUCGCCAUCCGCUUCCAGCGCCAUGGAGUAACACACAGACACCUCACCGCCUUCAUUCUCAUCGACUCUUUGGUGCUGAUCCCCAAAUACACAGAACUUCCUGGUUUCCACGGCAACGAAAUUGCAGCCGAGGUGAGACGAGAGGAGAUGAUCCGCUACAUGUGUCUGGACUCCUUCAUGAUCACGCCGAUGCCCAUCCUGGCCGACAUGUGUUCCAAACUCAUCUGCAGCAUCUCAGCAAUCCUUCACGACGGCGCCUUGCCCUGUCAGUGUGAUCCCCAAGGUUCCCUCUCGGGCGAGUGCAAUCGCAUGGGAGGUCAGUGCCACUGUAAGGCCAACGUGAUUGGUCGACAGUGUGACCAGUGUGCUCCAGGAACCUACGGCUUUGGAGGCAAUGGUUGCACUGCCUGUGACUGCCAUCCGGAAGGUUCCCUGAGCCACCAGUGUGACCCGGUGAGUGGCCAGUGCCAGUGCCGGCAGGGAGCCAGCGGACGCCGGUGCUCCGACUGCCAGACGGGCCAAUGGGGCUUCCCCAGCUGUAGCCCCUGUCAGUGCAACGGCCACUCGGACGUCUGUGACCCCCAAACGGGCGAGUGUCAAGAAUGCCGGGACUACACGACCGGGCGCCUUUGUGAACUGUGUCAGAAUGGAUUCUUUGGGAACCCGGCGCUUGGCUCAGGGGACCAUUGUCGCCCCUGCCACUGCCCCGGUAAUCCCGGAUCGGACCACUUUAACGGCCACUCCUGCCAAGCUGACCUCUCCUCCAGCCUCAUUAUGUGUAACUGCAGACCCGGCUAUGCUGGACCACGCUGCGACCAGUGCGCCCCUGGUUACUAUGGCAACCCGGAGCAAUCUGGCGGCCAGUGCCUUCCGUGCGAGUGCAGCGGCAACAUCGACACUCAGGACCCCGAGUCAUGUGACCCAAGAACGGGGCAGUGCCUCAAGUGCCUGUACCACACCGACGGGCCGUCUUGUGGACGGUGUCAGCAGGGUUACUAUGGCAACGCCUUGGACCACGACUGUAGACGUUGUACCUGCGUGACCGCUGGCACCGUCCUGUCGGCUUGUGUUGACGGACAUUGCGACUGCCACCGGGAGACUGGCGCUUGCCUGUGCAGGGAGAACGUCUCUGGUCGUAACUGCGACCAGUGCGCUCCGAAUCACUGGAACUACGGUCAAGACCGAGGCUGUGAGCCCUGCGACUGUGACUUACAACACUCCAUGGGGACCCACUGCAAUAUGUUCACUGGGCAGUGCCACUGUCAUCCAGGCUUUGGAGGGAAGGACUGCACCGAGUGUGAGCACCUCCACUGGGGAGACCCGCGGGUGGCGUGUCAAGAGUGUAACUGCCAUCCUCAGGGCUCAGAAGUAGCGCAGUGUGACCGCACCACCGGGGACUGUCGUUGCAAGGAAGGAGCGGCGGGCAAACGCUGCAAUGAAUGCGCCCGAGGCUUCACAGGCGUCUUCCCCGAGUGUGUGCGCUGUCAUGCCUGCUUCCAGCUGUGGGAUGACAUGGUGUGCCAGAUCAAACGUGACCUGGAGCACAUCCAGGUGACCGCCAACAAGAUCCUGGAGAGUGGUGUCACGCCGGGCGUUGGUGACACCCGCAUCAAAGAGAUGCAGAGGAAGUUGCAGCAGGUCCGGGAUCUGAUUGGCCGAGAGGACAGCGACGCAGUCCAUCAGCUGCUUGGGCAGAGCAUUGAUGAUCUCAGGGCAGAGAUAGCUUUGACGGACGGGCGCCUGAUGGGCGUCGCUCGAGAGCUUAACGCUACAGCGGUGGAGGAGGCCGCACAGAGGAGUACGCUGAGCGACCUGGAGAGACAGCUGAUGGACAUCAACGUCACAGUCGCUUCCAAGAGGCAGCAGCUGGAAGACUACAUGACCUCGGGGUUUGGAGAUGACUGGAGAAAAGUCAAGAAGUACUAUGAGGAGUCGUUGGAGGCGGAGAAGAAAUGCGAUGCCUCCGUGUCGGGUCAACUCAGUCCAGUGGAACAGUCGAAAGAAAGGCGCGCCCUGACUGAAGAGCUGCUGGAUCGAAAUGAAGAGAAGUUCCUUCAAGAUGUAGCAGCUCAUAACAAAUCUAUAGAGGACCUCCAGCAAAAGGCCCAUCAUGUCCAGCACAAGGUCCAUCACCUCAGUGACAAGGUGUGUGGUGGUCACAGCAACCCUGGUGUCAAUGGCACUUGCCAAGACAGCCUGUGCGGCGGCGCCGGUUGCCAUGACAAGGGGGGUAACCGUGUAUGCGGAGGGGACGGCUGCAACGGGACAGUUGGCGCUUCUCUAAGUUCCUUAGCUCACGCCAGGAAUGCGAGCAACACUCUGGAAGCUGCUCACGAUGACCUGCAGAACGUGGCCAUGAAGCUCCAGGCAAUAGCAUCUUUGACGCAGGAUGUGAAGAACCAGGCCACGAACACGCUGGGAAAAGCCCAGAAGAACAAAGACCACUUUGAAAAGUCCAACAGGAGCCUGAAAGAGUUGAUCAGGAAGAUCCGGGAUUUCCUCACAGAAGAAGGAGCUGAUCCAGACAGCAUCGAGAAGGUAGCCCUGCAGGUCCUGUCCGUCAGGCUGCCGGUCAACAAGACCACGAUGGACACGUUGAUCAUGGAGAUGAAGAACAGCCUCUCCAACCUCUCAGACAUCGAGGGCAUCAUCAACCAUACUUCACGGCACAUCAACGAGGCCAAGCAUCUUCUGGAACAAGCUAAACAAGCCAAGAAUCGAGGAGAAAGCGUGAAGGAUGCCGCCAAUACUACCAAGGUGGCAUUGGAUCAAUCUGAGAAGGCCGUCAAGAAAGCAAGAAGUGCCCUGAAGGAGGCUUUGGACAACCUGAAAGGCACCAGGAACGCCACUUUCCAGGUGGACGAGAGGCUGACCGAGCUGGAGGACAAGCAGAUGGACAUCAUGAUGCGUCUGAACAAUCUCUCGUCAGGUCUGGAGGCACUGAGGAACAAGACUGAAAUGAACAUGGAGAUGGCAAAGGGCUCCAAAGCUUUAGCCAGCAACGCCACGCUGGAAGCGUCGUCUCUGGAGCAGAGCCUCAAUGAUACGGAGAGGCGCUACGAUGAGCUGCAGAAGAAGGUGGACUCGCUCGGCGGCGCGUCUCAAGGCCUGGACAACAUCAAGCAGAAGGCCGAGGACAUGAAGAAGGAGGCCGAGGAGCUUCUCAACAAAGCUGCCAAGGGCAUGGAGCAGCUGAAGAAGCUGGAGAAGAAGUUCAAGAGCAACGAGCAUCGGCUUCACAAGCAGAGGAUGGAGCUGGACGAGCUGAAGGAAAACGCCACCGUGGUGCGAGAUCAUAUCCGCGAGCAAGUGCAGAAGUACAGCAGCUGUGUGUGAGACCCUCAAGUAAGGUGUUGAGAAACGUCCUUGUACUGUAUCACAUUUGGAUGUGUGCUCUUGUGUGCUGUCCAAUCUAAAGGAUGACCCGUGGGAAGGAUUUCUUUUCAAUAUUCAUGAGAUGUGUAUACCAUCUUUAAAUGCCAUUGUAUUGUAUUAUUCUAUUAUUCCUGGUUUCUAAUUAUCUUAUUGCAAAAAAGCUCACAACCAAUAUGUUUUCUAAAAUACAAAUGAUUUCAUUGCAUUUUUGUGACACAGACAGAGUAAUGUCAUGUAAACAUUUGAAAUGGGUUAGCGUUCGGUUAAUAAAGGUGAGCUCACUUA
Molecule: messenger RNA, 6397 nt
Organism: Doryrhamphus excisus (bluestripe pipefish)
Lineage: Eukaryota; Metazoa; Chordata; Actinopteri; Syngnathiformes; Syngnathidae
Source: RefSeq, a predicted model, not a curated record